This is a messenger RNA of Perca flavescens (yellow perch), 3862 nucleotides long. It is a transcript of the gene ago2, whose product is annotated as argonaute RISC catalytic component 2. Gene Ontology annotation, molecular function: RNA binding; endoribonuclease activity, cleaving siRNA-paired mRNA; protein binding. The transcript is spliced from 20 exons. The record is from RefSeq and is a predicted model, not a curated record. Gene Ontology annotation, biological process: regulation of DNA-templated transcription; regulatory ncRNA-mediated gene silencing. Gene Ontology annotation, cellular component: RISC complex. NCBI's taxonomy places the organism in Eukaryota, Metazoa, Chordata, Actinopteri, Perciformes, Percidae. Bases 200 to 2812 code for a protein of 870 amino acids.
UGGGGGGAUGGGGCCGUGCCGAGGAUGAGAGACUCCAAAUAUUUACCACUUGGCUAACUAAAUAUCUUUAUUUCCGAACUGAGCUUCCUCUCUCGCUCUUGUAUAUACAACUUUUCGACUACGCAUGAGUUAAAGUGGAAUUUGUCCAAAAUAAAGUGGAGUAUCUGUACGUCCACGACACGCUUAAAAACUCGACAAAAUGUAUUCCUCUGCUGGAGUCACCGAGAUGCAAGAGGGACCCCGUUCCUCUGGAUCAACCGGCUCUGACCCGCCAUCCUCCCCAGUGCCAGAAUAUGUGUUCAAGCCACCAUCACGGCCGGACUUUGGCACCAUGGGCAGGACAAUCAAGCUCCAGGCCAACUUCUUCGAGAUGGAAAUCCCCAAACUGGAGGUCUACCAUUAUGACAUUGACAUCAAGCCUGAGAAAUGCCCCAGGAGGGUCAACCGUGAAAUUGUGGAGCACAUGGUCCAGCACUUUAAAACACAAAUCUUUGGUGAUCGAAAGCCAGUAUAUGACGGGAGGAAGAAUCUCUACACUGCCAUGCCCUUGCCCAUAGGCAGAGACAAAGUGGAGCUUGAGGUAACCAUUCCUGGUGAAGGCAAGGACCGCAGCUUCAAAGUUUCCAUCAAGUGGAUGUCCUGCGUUAGCCUGCAAGCGCUACACGAGGCACUAUCAGGGCGGCUACCCAGCGUCCCCUUUGAGACUGUCCAAGCCUUGGAUGUGGUCAUGAGACAUUUGCCCUCUAUGAGGUAUACCCCGGUGGGCCGCUCUUUCUUCACUCCCUCAGAGGGAUGUUCGAACCCCCUCGGUGGUGGCAGAGAGGUGUGGUUUGGCUUUCACCAGUCUGUCAGGCCUUCCCUUUGGAAAAUGAUGCUCAACAUUGAUGUUUCUGCCACUGCAUUCUACAAAGCCCAGCCCGUAAUUGAGUUCAUGUGUGAGGUCUUAGAUUUCAAAAGCAUUGAAGAACAACAGAAGCCCUUAACAGACUCUCAACGAGUGAAAUUUACAAAGGAAAUCAAAGGCCUGAAGGUGGAGAUCACUCACUGUGGGCAGAUGAAGAGGAAGUACAGAGUGUGCAACGUGACCAGAAGACCAGCCAGCCACCAAACGUUCCCCCUGCAGCAGGAGAACGGCCAAACUAUUGAAUGCACAGUAGCACAGUACUUCAAAGACAAGUACAAGCUCAUUCUGAGAUACCCUCACCUUCCGUGUCUACAGGUGGGACAGGAGCAGAAGCACACCUACCUACCUCUAGAGGUGUGUAACAUAGUGGCAGGACAGCGCUGCAUAAAAAAGCUGACAGACAAUCAGACCUCCACUAUGAUUCGUGCCACAGCCCGAUCAGCUCCAGACCGCCAGGACGAGAUUAGUAAAUUGAUGAGAAGUGCCAAUUUCAACACUGACCCUUAUGUUCGUGAAUUUGGAGUGAUGGUGAGGGAUGAGAUGACAGAAGUGAAUGGCCGUGUCCUUCAAGCACCUUCCAUUCUGUAUGGAGGCAGGAACAAAGCAAUAGCCACACCAAUCCAGGGAGUAUGGGACAUGAGGAACAAACAGUUCCACACUGGCAUUGAGAUCAAAGUGUGGGCCAUCGCCUGCUUUGCGCCACAGAGGCAGUGCACUGAACUCCUGCUUAAAGCAUUCACAGAUCAGCUGAGGAAGAUCUCUAGGGAUGCAGGCAUGCCCAUCCAGGGUCAGCCUUGCUUCUGUAAGUACGCCCAGGGAGCGGACAGUGUGGAGCCCAUGUUCAGGCACCUGAAGUACACCUACCAGGGCCUCCAGUUGGUGGUCGUCAUCCUACCGGGGAAGACGCCCGUCUACGCUGAGGUAAAACGUGUUGGGGACACGGUACUUGGCAUGGCCACACAGUGUGUGCAGGUGAAGAAUGUUCAAAAGACAACACCUCAGACCCUCUCCAACCUCUGUCUGAAGAUCAAUGUCAAGCUGGGCGGUGUCAAUAACAUCCUCCUCCCGCAGGGCAGGCCAUUGGUUUUCCAGCAGCCAGUGAUCUUCCUUGGUGCAGAUGUGACUCAUCCGCCUGCAGGAGAUGGAAAAAAGCCUUCCAUCGCUGCUGUUGUUGGUAGUAUGGAUGCCCAUCCCAGCAGAUACUGUGCCACAGUGCGGGUGCAGCAGCACCGUCAGGACAUCAUCCAGGACUUGGCCACCAUGGUGAGGGAGCUGCUUAUCCAAUUCUACAAGUCCACCCGCUUCAAGCCCACCAGAAUCAUCUACUACCGCGAUGGCAUCUCUGAGGGCCAAUUCAACCAGGUCCUUCAGCAUGAACUGCUGGCGAUCCGCGAGGCCUGCAUAAAACUAGAGAAGGACUACCAGCCUGGUAUCACUUUUGUGGUCGUGCAGAAGAGACACCACACGAGACUGUUCUGUAUGGACAGAAAUGAGAGGGUUGGGAAGAGUGGCAACAUUCCGGCAGGCACCACAGUGGACACCAAAAUCACUCACCCAUCAGAAUUUGACUUCUACCUUUGCAGUCACGCUGGCAUUCAGGGUACCAGCAGGCCGUCUCAUUACCAUGUGCUCUGGGACGACAACCACUUCUCUUCAGAUGAACUGCAGGUCCUAACGUACCAGCUAUGCCACACCUAUGUACGCUGCACCCGAUCAGUUUCCAUCCCAGCACCAGCUUACUAUGCCCAUUUGGUGGCAUUCCGGGCUCGCUAUCAUUUGGUGGACAAAGAGCACGACAGUGCCGAGGGCAGUCAUACAUCAGGCCAGAGUAAUGGGCGUGACCAACAAGCCUUGGCCAAGGCCGUUCAGAUCCACCAGGACACCCUGCGCACCAUGUACUUUGCCUGAGAGCACACAACCCCAGGUUGCCAUGGGUGAGAGACCCCACUGACGGAACACACUACCCCUCGCUGUCUUACUGUCAGCUGUGGAUAGCAUCACAGUGGUUUCACAUAGUGAUCUCCCUACCUAACAUACCUGUCCAGUUACCCAUAUGUCUUCAAUUGUACUUCAGCCCCUGACCCACCCAAAUCAAGCCAGCUAUUAGACUGUAAGAUGCAAAGGCAUCCCUCUUUCAUGGGGUUUGAGCGGGAAGAGGUUUUAUUUACAUCUUGUGCAUUAGUGUGCGUUUGUAUUUGUUGUAGGGAAAUAUGUUUCAAAGUAUGAAAGGAAAACGAAAAGUUUGUACACUGAUAGAAGAAAUCUACAAUUUCUAAACUAGUGGGCAGUAUCAUUAUACAUUGGGGUGAUUUAUAAUUUAGAAGAAGCCGUUUACCCUCCUGUUUUUUAUUGUAUGUUAGGGUCUUGGUGCUUGAAGGGAGAAGGAUCACAUUCAUCAAAAUAUAAGGGGGCCUGUUCACUGUUUAUAUGCCUAAAGAUUUGCUCCUCUGACAAAUAUUAUUUAUCAGCCAAUCAAAGCAAAGUGCACUGACCAAAAUGGGUACUUCAAUCAGGAAUUUGAGGGUUGUGUGAUUUCACAUAGGGCACUAUGUGAUGAAAAGUGCCAUUUGAGACCACCUUUCUGUUGUCAUUUCUGUGUAAAACUAUGAAUUAUUAGUCCCACGUCUGCUGGGUUUUCAGUAUUUGUCCUUGAUUUUAUGCCAAAUCUGGUGACAAAUAACCAAAGGAUUCUUUGCAUCAGAUUUGUUGUCAACCCUUGAACCAACACUUAGUUUAUUCUGGAUGAGGGCUUUUAGUGUUCAGAUAGAGAUUGAAACAACAGCAGCUGUAUCCUCUUUUGCCUCUUGUGUUACCCUAUUCCCAUGCUAAGACAUGGUGUAUUGGGACCGGUUCCCAACAAGGACACCUUUCUAAUGUAGUCUGAGCCAUGUUGAUAAAAGAUCAACAUAGAGGGGAACUUAACAAAAUCCUUUUUUUUUUUUUUUUUUUUUUUUAAUG